UGAUUCAUACUGGGCUGAUAAAACUCAGUCCAAACAUAACUCCCCUAAUUUCAAAGCCACCUAUUUUCCCGUUUACCCUAUUUUUUCUCAUUAUUAAUCUCUUCUUAUGCUUCAUCUUCCAAGUUCCAAUUUUUCUGGGUUAUUCACUUUUCUUAAGCUGUGAUCAAAUUGAAAAAAGAAAUUUACUUUUAUCUUUUUCAAUUUUAAAGGGGUCGUAAUUUUUUAAUUUUUUUUUACUUUGGUGUAAAAAUGGGAAGGUUAUUUAUAGAAUCACUUCCAGGUCCAAAGAUAUACAGAUGCAAGUGUUGCAAAGUAGAUUCUGCAUCUCCAGACGACAUCGUUUCUAAAGACUUUUAUGGGCGUUUUGGUAAAGCUUAUCUCUUUAGAAGUGUGGAAUUCAGUUCAGUUCAGACAAAUUCCUCUCACAAUCCCAGUUCAGUUCAGUCUACAAGAAGAGGGCCUAGGUGGAAACAAUUUCAUGGCUUAAAAAAUGGGAGGAAUAUUAGGGUGAACGUCUGCGUAGGGCCUACUGAGGAGCGACGUCUUACCAGCGGACUGCAUGCUGUCAAUGACAUAUAUUGUAGCUCUUGCCAGCAAAUACUUGGUUGGAAAUAUGAGAAGGCAUACGAAGAAAGCGAAAAGUACAAGGAAGGGAUGUACAUUCUUGAGAAAGCGAUGAUCAUGAAGGACGGCUGGUGAUACUUUCAGAGCAAUUCAUGCUAUUCAGGCUCUCAUGCUGUGAAUUUUGUAGUAUAUAGGCUAUAGGUCAACCUAAUAAUUUUUCAGAUCUUAGAACACUAAUGCUUGAUAUAUGCAUCGUUGUUUACAAUUUACAACUAUAUAUGUUGGGCACCGAUGUGUGUCGUAACCCUAAUGAUUGAUUGGUUGAAAUUUUGAUGUGUUAGUAGUCAGCACCAAAUAGCUGAGAUAGAAAUAAUGUGGUAGUAGGCGUUUGUGAUACUACCCAAACUAUUCGUUGCUUGAAAUUAUGAGAUGUUUCAUCUCAUUAUAAAAAAUGUGACAUCCCCCAUCUUUGAUUGA
Beta vulgaris subsp. vulgaris (sugar beet) is the source of this 1041-nucleotide messenger RNA. Its product is annotated as putative yippee-like protein Os10g0369500. Bases 250 to 699 code for a protein of 149 amino acids. Lineage: Eukaryota; Viridiplantae; Streptophyta; Magnoliopsida; Caryophyllales; Amaranthaceae. The record is from RefSeq and is a predicted model, not a curated record. The transcript has 4 exons.